AUGGAUGCUUGGAGAAAGGGGUGCCAGUUGAGAGUGGGCCAAGAGUCCCAGGAAACAACCCUUGUGCUGGGGUUGAGCCCAUUCCAGAGAGCACAGCCAGCCAGGCCUCUCCAGGACCACAUUGACACCGAGCAGGCUCCAAGGGCCACCAUGAUGCCUGUCCUUGAUUUCCCAUCCUACUCACAUCUGCCCUCCCUUCUGCUGGCUCUGCUGCUGAAACUCACAGGAACUUCAAGUGAAGAUUUCCAGGUGAACCAGCCUGAGAGUUCAGUGUCAGCCAAGGCUGGAGAUGUCAUAACCUUGGGCUGCAACAUUCCUGCACCAUCUCCAGUAGGGCCUGUUUUGUGGUUCAAGGACGCUAAGCUAGAACGAAAAUUAAUCUACAGUUUCAAUGGACGCCGAUUCCCCCGAGUAUCCCAAGUGGUAAAUCCAAUGGCCAACCAAACAGACUAUUCCAUCCGCAUCAAUGAUGUGUCGCCUAAGGAUGCUGGCAUGUAUUACUGUGUGAAGUUAACAAUAGGGCAUCCUGACAUGGCAUAUAUAGCUGGCCCAGGCACCUAUGUGUCUGUGAGUGGAGUCACAAAUGAGAUGUUCAACGUGCAGCAAGCUGAGAUAUCACAGACUGUGUCACCUGGGGAAACACUCACUUUGAGUUGCAGCGUACCAGAUUCAUUUCCAAAUGGACCCGUCUUAUGGUUCAAGGGGACUGGACCAAAUCGUGAAUUAAUUUAUAAUUUCCAAAGGGGUCUCUUUCCCAGAGUAAACCAAGUUGGAAACAUGGCCAAAGCUGGCAACAAAGACUUUUCCAUUCGCAUCAAUGAAAUCUCUCUUAAAGAUGCCGGCACGUACUUCUGUGUGAAGUUCAAAGAGGGAAAACCUGACAUAGAGUACCAAUCAGGUCGGGGCACCAAGGUGACUGUUACUGGAACAAGAAAUAAUUUUGUCCCGGAUACUCCAGGCAGACAUUUUUUGGCCACAAAGGGAACCAACUUGAAUAAAAAUCUACUCUAG
Molecule: messenger RNA, 1011 nt
Organism: Rangifer tarandus platyrhynchus (Svalbard reindeer)
Lineage: Eukaryota; Metazoa; Chordata; Mammalia; Artiodactyla; Cervidae
Source: the annotation of a GenBank genome assembly